CACACCUCUCUCCGAAUACACACAACCAUAAAAUCCCUGUUCCCGGCAACCAGUCUCCCCAGCUGCUGGUUCUCCGAGCCUCUCAGAAGACUCCUGGGGAACAGGGGGACAGUUUGACAGUCUGGGUGCCUGGUACCCGCCGGCCUCCAGCUCGGGGACUCCAGGGUUCAUUGACUGCGGCUGAGGCAGGGAGGGGGGGCAGCCCCUCUCCUGGGGGCGCCCCCCCACUGAGCCACCAUGCUGAGCAUCAAAUUACCACAGCUGCUCCGGGUUCAUCAGGUCCCUCGGGUUUUCUGGGAAGAUGGAAUCAUCUCAGGUUAUCGACGCCCUACCAGCUCUGCUCUGGACUGUGUGCUCAGCUCCUUCCAGAUGACAAAUGAGACUGUUAACAUCUGGACCCAUUUCCUGCCUACCUGGUAUUUCCUGUGGCGGCUCCUGGCCCUGGCUGAGGGUCCUGGCUUCUGGUCAGAGCCAUACCACUGGCCGCUGCUAGUGUACCUGCUGCUCAUCUGCCUGUAUCCGUUCACGUCCUGCUGUGCACACACCUUCAGCUCCAUGUCACCCCGAGCCCGCCACAUCUGCUACUUCUUGGACUAUGGUGCCCUCAGCCUCUAUAGCCUCGGCUGUGCACUCACCUACGGAGCCUAUGCCAUGCCUUCCUCCUGGCUCAACAGCCCCCUGCAUCAGCUCUUCGUGCCCACAGCCGCAGUCAACUCUCUCCUCUGCACCUGCCUGUCCUGUUAUUCGAGGUUUCUAGAACUGGAGAACCCACGACUCAGUAAGGUCUUACGCACAGUGGCCUUUGCCUACCCUUUCUUCUUCGACAACCUCCCACUUUUUUAUCGGCUCUUGCUAUGUUCCAGUGGGGCCUUCAGCUGUGGGCAAGAAGCUCUGAGUGUCAACCACACCUACCACCUGCUCUGUGCCCUGCUCACUGGUUUCCUCUUUGCCUCCCACCUCCCGGAACGUCUGGCACCUGGCCGCUUCGACUAUAUUGGCCACAGUCACCAGCUGUUCCACAUCUGUGCAGUGCUAGGCACUCAUUUCCAGCUGGAGGCAGUGCUAGCUGAUAUGGGGGCACGGAGGGACUGGCUGUCGGCCCAUAGCCCUCCCUCGUCCCUGGCAUCCACUGUGGCCACCAUGGGCCUUGCUGUGACUGGGAACCUGCUCAUUAUCGCCAUCUUCACAACAGCCCUGCUUCGUGCCCCACAAGCCUGCCCCUUACUGCAAGAGACGCAGCCUGAGUCAGUAGGCAGGGCCAAGGAAGAAUAAGACAAGGAGGAAGCCCAGAAGGCUGCUCAUCCUCAGAGACAGCUCCAUCUAACUCUGCAGGUUCUGACUCAAUCUGCUACUACCCUUCUCUGCUGUAGUUUUUUCAUCUCUAGGAGAGAAAUAGACCAGGGACCUCACUACGCAGAUCCCCAGGCCCUGGACUCAGCCCUGGGAGGCUGGGGGCAGAAAGUCCUGAGACUGUAAGAAAGAGAGGCUGAGAGGAGAGGAAAAGAUAGAAGAGGAAACAGGGAUUGGGAGAGGGCAGAGUGACUGGGAUGAAAGGACAGGGGAGGAGAGGGAGCAGGAGACCUGCUGUUUUGGGUAGAGGUAGGUGCUAAGGGUGAGAGAUGGGACAGGCUAGUGGGGGGAAGGCCCGGGGGAAUCGCUCAGGUCCCCAAAGUGUGCCCCGACUCGGGGCGGGGUGGUGGACAGGGUCCUUGAAGGGUUCAAACCUUCCUGUACAACUGAAUCUGCUUUUGUACUAUAUAGAAGAGACCCCAGGGUUUAAGGACCACUGAUUGAACCAGAGUAAGUUGUUAGGGAUAUUAGAAGUUCUAAUAGGGGCCACACCUCUUGGGUUUAUCUUGGAACUGUAUUGGGAAAGUGUUACAGACACAACAGAGGAAUAUUAAGGUAUCUGACUGGGGUCCCUAUUCAGGAUCAUGCAGAGAAGCUGGGUCAGUCUUUGGGGAAAUAACUCUCUUUAGGGACCCCUGGGCCCUCAGAUGAUCUCUUCUGGAGUAAACUAACACCAUUAAUUUAGACUUCACCAAAGGGGCCAGCCUUUAACCCCAAUCUUUGGGACCAAACUCAAGAGGGGAGAGGGACAGGAAACACCUGCCUCACCUGGCCCUCUGGCAUACUGAAAUGACCAGAAUAUCAUCAUCUCCAAGCCAAGGUGAGAGGUGAAAUGGGUAAUGGAACUCAUUGAUUCCUGGGAGAAACUGGAUUGAAACAGUUCCAGCCCUCUUGGUGUAUGUAUCUGCUUUACUAGCACCUACUUGCCAAUAAAGAGCUUUUCUCCCUCA
This is a messenger RNA of Dromiciops gliroides (monito del monte), 2300 nucleotides long. RefSeq names its product progestin and adipoQ receptor family member 6 (gene PAQR6). The record is from RefSeq and is a predicted model, not a curated record. NCBI's taxonomy places the organism in Eukaryota, Metazoa, Chordata, Mammalia, Microbiotheria, Microbiotheriidae. The coding region runs from base 238 to 1272 and encodes 344 amino acids. Gene Ontology annotation, molecular function: signaling receptor activity. Gene Ontology annotation, cellular component: membrane. The transcript is spliced from 8 exons.